Oncorhynchus masou masou (cherry salmon) is the source of this 1245-nucleotide messenger RNA. Its product is annotated as ubiquitin carboxyl-terminal hydrolase 50-like. The transcript is spliced from 7 exons. Lineage: Eukaryota; Metazoa; Chordata; Actinopteri; Salmoniformes; Salmonidae. Gene Ontology annotation, cellular component: cytosol; extrinsic component of plasma membrane; midbody. The coding region runs from base 1 to 1245 and encodes 414 amino acids. Gene Ontology annotation, molecular function: cysteine-type deubiquitinase activity. The record is from RefSeq and is a predicted model, not a curated record. Gene Ontology annotation, biological process: protein K63-linked deubiquitination; protein K48-linked deubiquitination; Ras protein signal transduction.
AUGCAGAACAGACUGAAUCCCUUCAGGAUCAUUAGACCCCAGCCUAUCACCGCCUGGUACGGCAACUGCACCGCCUGCAACCGCCCAGAGGGUGGUGCGCUCUGCCCAACUGCAGCCAAUCCCAGCGGUGUUCAGGGUCAGGUGAUGCCCAUGGAGGAGUUGGGGUGUAGCUCAGGAUGGGGGGUGAGGGUGAAGGGGGAGCAGGGGAAGAGAGAGGACAGGCGGCUGGCGGGGGUGUGUGGUCUGGCUAACAGUGGUAACUCCUGCUACAUGAACGCUGUGCUGCAGUGUCUCUUCUCCACCGUGCCGUUGGUGGAACACCUUCUCAGCUCAGACAAACGCUCCCAGCUGGCCAAGCGUAACAGUCCUGUAGCGGGGGUGUUUGUGCACCUCCUCCAGGAGGUGUGGCAGGGUCAGAGGGGUACCAGCUUCACCUCCCCAGGGGAGAUGAGGGCCUUGGUCUCCUCCCUGCACCCCCAGUUCAACAACCAAUCACAGCAGGACGCCCAGGAGCUACUCCUCCUCCUGCUCAACGCCCUGCAUGAUGACCUCAAGAAUAAGGGGGAGAGACAUCAGACACGUUCUUCCCAGCGGUUGUGUCUGGGCAGGAAGUCGCUCAGCUCGGCGCCAGCGGACUCUACGGCGGUGACACGUCUCUUCGAGGGACAACUCAGCUACCAGAUGCUGUGUCUGCGCUGCGACGGACACUCUCACAGCAACCAAGUCUUCACCAUUCUGUCUCUGCCAAUACCACUGGACUCAUACAAGUGCUCCCUACAGGACUGCCUGUCGCUGUUCUUCCAGCAGAGUACGUUGACGUGUGGAGAUCAGAAGUUGUGUCCAGAGUGUGGAGUGAAGAGAGACACAGCUGUCCUCACCAGCAUGGCCAAACCACCGGAGAUCCUGGUGCUGCACCUCAAACGUUUUGGUUGCCAUGGGAGUGAGAAGAGGAAGUUGAGGACCAAUGUGUUGUUCUCAUUGGACCGUUUAGACCUAAACCCCUUCCUGUCCAGACCCUCAGCCAAUCACACCAGCUACUCUCUCUACGCAGUGGUGAACCACACAGGAGACCUAGACAUGGGUCACUACACGGCCCUGUGCCACAGUACCCUGUCCAGCAGCUGGCACCACUUCGACGACACGGCCGUGAGCGAGGUAGUGGACUUCUUGGUGCAGUCUCCUAACGCCUACAUCCUGCUGUACAGCCGUCAACCCUUCCACAGGCCCAGCAUACCCCGGAUCUGA